This is a messenger RNA of Malania oleifera, 1247 nucleotides long. RefSeq lists its product as uncharacterized. The record is from RefSeq and is a predicted model, not a curated record. The transcript has 3 exons. The coding region runs from base 39 to 959 and encodes 306 amino acids. Lineage: Eukaryota; Viridiplantae; Streptophyta; Magnoliopsida; Santalales; Ximeniaceae.
GUGAGUUCGACACUCAAUACAACAGUUUACUAGAGUCCAUGGCAGGGGCUAGAGCACCGGUGAGAUUGCCGGUGGCUUGCCGGAAUUUCGAUGAGGUUGUCAAAUGUUCCGAUGAGCCACUUACAAAUGAGGAGGGAAUGGUUUUCGGGUUUUUCGGGGAGGACGAAGAGCCGUCGGGAAGUUCAUGCAGUUCUGGUGAUCGCUUCGACCCCGGCAACUCCCGUGAGGAGGGAGAUUCUGAUCAGAACCCUUGUAAGGAAAAUAAGGCUUUCUGGGAAGCACAAGGGGAGCUUCUGCAGGCAACCUUAUCGCGGGCAAGUUCUUUUGAGUCGAGAGUUAGACAUGCCACAAAAGAGGCUUUGAGGGAAUCGGAGCUGGUGGGCAGACGUUGUGUGUGUCGGCGGUCGGUGGCCGGUGGCUGCCGGAAUUGCUUGCAAGAAGAAAUUGCCGAUCGCCUCAGCCGUGCCGGUUUCAACUGCACCAUUUGCAAGUCCAAAUGGAAGAGCUCACCACAUAUUCCUUCAGGGGAGCACACUUUUAUGGAAGUGAUGGGAGCUAAUUCAAGCUUGAAAAGGGGGGAGGUGAGAGUGGUCAUAGAACUGAAUUUUCGAGCUGAGUUUGAGAUGGCGAGAGCUAGCGAAGGUUACAACCGACUAAUCAGUCGGCUACCAAAGGUGUUCGUCGGAAAAGCAGAGAGGCUACGAGCUCUGAUCAAGAUUCUGUGCUCGGCAGCGAAGAGGUGCAUGAAGGAGAAGAAGAUGCACAUGGGUCCUUGGAGAAAGCACAAGUACAUGCAAGCCAAGUGGCUUGGCACGUCUGAGCAAGCAACAGCGACACCGCCGCCGCUGGCGGCCGGAGCUUCUGACCGGCCGAGAAAGCCCAAAGCCUCCGUGCUAACUUUUGAUUUGAGGGAGAACUUGGCCGCCGGCGUCCACUGUACCCCGGUUGAAGUCGUGUGAUGAAGAAGCGAUUAGUACUCUACUUUUUGCAAGUCUAGUAAAUUUACUUAAGUUAUUUUAUCAUCGGAACAAGGAAAAUGUUUUUUGUCUGAUCGUAGCAGCUCUCGAUGGUGAUGAAAUCGAUCUUUUGAUAGCAUGCAAGCUUUCUUGAUGAUUGAAAAAAGGAACUCACAAUUACUGGUGUAGGAGACUGCGCUCCCGCUUAAUGUGCUGUCAAUCAGCAGUAUGAUUUGUACAAUGUUUUGCAAAAGUAUAUAAUUGAAAAAUAAAAGAACAUUUUGGAGGUUU